Molecule: messenger RNA, 993 nt
Organism: Plasmodium yoelii
Lineage: Eukaryota; Apicomplexa; Aconoidasida; Haemosporida; Plasmodiidae
Exons: 3
Coding region: 1-993 (330 amino acids)
Source: RefSeq, a predicted model, not a curated record
AUGAAUAAAACUGUGUGUAAAAAGUUCCAGGAUGUAAGGAACGCGAUCUCCGAUGAAUUGGACAGUACAGGAAAUUAUCAAUUUAUAAAUGAUGAUUUUUUAAGUAAUUAUUGUGAUAAUAUUGAUUUUUCAAAUGGUUAUUGUAAUAUUGAUUUUAAAAGUGAUUUCGAUAAAAUAAAUGCUGGAUGCUUAUAUUUGUUGGAUGAAUUCAUUAAGGAUUGCGGUGUGGAUCCCUCUACUGCAAAAAAUAACAUCAAUAUUGUUGAUUACAUUAUGAUAUGGUUAAGUUAUAUGAUAAACCUGAAAUAUAGUGAAGAAUCAAACAUUAUAACGUGUUUUUAUAUUGCAUACAUGAAUGAUUGUGAUAAGUAUAACAAGAAAAUAAAUGGAUGUACUGGUUAUAAGGAUUAUAAGGAACUUUUAGAUAAAAAAAAUGAUGUGUUGAAUAUGGAUAGUAAAAUUGUACCUAAAUUUUAUAAAGCAUUUAAAUCGUUAUGUGAAAUGUAUACUGAAUUUGAUGAAAAUAAGGAAAAUUGCACAAACUAUUCGGAAAAAGCUAAAGAAUUUGUUGAACAAUAUGAAGAACUUUACGAGGAAUAUAAUAGCACUAAUGACAGUUCAUAUAAAAAAGUAUUGUGUACUUUAUCAACCGAUUAUGAUAAUUUAAUAAAGAAAUGUAAUGAUACUCAGUGUUGCAAAUCUUCAUCCCUUCCAACGAUAGAAACAGAAAAAAUUCCUGAAAAUUGUUCUGAAGAAACUUCUGAAAAAACUUAUGGAACAGGAUAUGGACAAUAUUCUGGGGAAUUUCCUGAGGUUACAUUAUCAGAAUCAUCUCUAGUAAGUAAAUUAUUUAUAGUUUUAUCGAUAUUUGGUGCAAUAGCAAUUUUUUUAGGAAUUUCUUAUAAGUAUUCGUUAUUUGGAUUUCGGCAACGAUUUCAAAAACAAAAAUUAAGAGAAAAACUAAAAAAUAUAAAGAAGAGAAUGAAUCAUUAA